Molecule: messenger RNA, 453 nt
Organism: Cercopithifilaria johnstoni
Lineage: Eukaryota; Metazoa; Nematoda; Chromadorea; Rhabditida; Onchocercidae
Source: the annotation of a GenBank genome assembly
AUGAACGAUAAUUGUAUUGAUAAAGGUGAGAUUGCUGAUAAUGAUGCUGAUAAGGCAAUAAAAUUUUGCGAUUACAAUGAUAAUGAGGACGAUGUUAUCAUCAAUCAAGUGGAUCCUCUGAUUCGACCAGAUCGGUUCGGGUCGGAUCCGGUCGGAUUAGAACUAUUCUAUCGUAACGGUACGACAGCAUCAGCAGCUAAUGACACUGAAAGUGAAGACGAUUGCCUUCAAGGAAAGAAGAGGAAGAAAGGAGCUGGUACGGAAUAUAAGGUGUUAAAAAAGACAGUGAGAGAAAUGGUGGAAGUUGGAGGUGCACUCAAGUACUACGGUGUGUGUGUAUCGCGAUGUGUGUUCAUCACCGCCAUCGCCGUGGGACGAAUGAGCCGUGCUUCGCUCCCCAAACUUGCCGUCAUCGUUCUUUUCACUUUCCAACAGCUUCAGGAGCGGUUAUAG